This is a messenger RNA of Indicator indicator, 888 nucleotides long. Its product is annotated as meteorin-like protein. Bases 1 to 888 code for a protein of 295 amino acids. Gene Ontology annotation, molecular function: hormone activity. The transcript is spliced from 4 exons. The record is from RefSeq and is a predicted model, not a curated record. Lineage: Eukaryota; Metazoa; Chordata; Aves; Piciformes; Indicatoridae.
AUGGCCGCCCCGCGAGGCCUGUCCCGGCUCCCGGCCCUCCUGCUGCUGCUGGCAGGAGCUGGACAGCGACCAGGAGUCGCCGACUUCUGCAGCUGGAGGGGCAGUGGUUUGAGCUGGGAGCCGCGUUCCCGUGCGGUGGAGCAGGUCCACCUGCGCUGCACCGAGGGCUCCCUGGAAUGGAUGUACCCAGCACGAGCCCUGAGGGUGGUUCUGGAGCCCAACCUCUCCAGUGCCCGGCACACCACAGUCUGCAUCAAACCUGCCAGCGACUUCCAGGGUGCCAGCAUCUAUGUGGAACGUGCUGGGCAGCUGCAUCUGGUGGUAAGCGAGGCAGGAGGGGCCCGAGUCCACCACGUGUCUUGCUUCAGCGCCCACGCACCACGAGUGGGCCUCUUCCUGCAGGCCAGCCCGCAGAGGGACAUCAGCCGCCGCAGCGCCAGCUUCCAGUACGAGCUGCUGAGCACCCAGAGCGCUGCUGGCCCUGACUUCAGAAAGAUGGCACUGGUGGAAGCUAUGUGCCGCCCUUGUGACAACGUGGAGCUUCUGAUGGCCAUUUGCAGCAGUGAUUUUGUGGUGAAAGGAUCUAUCCAAGCUGUUUGCCACGACACCGCUCACCACGUCUCCCAGGUUGAUGUCAGUGCCCACAGAGUCUACAGGCAGAAGAGCAGAGUUUUCCAGCAGGAUGAUGCCAGCAGUGGCUGGAGAGGCCUAAUCCGAACUCUGCUACAGUGCCAGGUGAAGAAGGGAGGUGGAGAUUUCCUUUUCACUGGCAAUGAACACUUUGGUGAGGCUUGGCUGGGCUGUGCUCCUCGCUUCAAAGAUUUCCUGGUGGUUUACCAGGCUGCCAGGGAGAGAGGAACCAGCCCAUGUGAGUUUCAGCUCAACUGA